Lichtheimia ornata is the source of this 4401-nucleotide messenger RNA. RefSeq lists its product as uncharacterized. Lineage: Eukaryota; Fungi; Mucoromycota; Mucoromycetes; Mucorales; Lichtheimiaceae. The transcript has 15 exons. The record is from RefSeq and is a predicted model, not a curated record. The coding region runs from base 1 to 4401 and encodes 1466 amino acids.
AUGCUCAUUCAUCAGGCAGGUCAUGUGAGCCUAUCUGCUGGAUUCAUUGUACUGCUCUCCAGUCAAAUGAGCCCCGCUGACUUUAAUCCACCACCCGCCAGCAGCGGACAACGUGCGAUCUCUUUGUCUGCUCCAAUGUCAACACUCUCUGAUGCAAUAGAGUCUUCAAAAUCGCUCACUUAUGAAGUACUCCUUGCUGACUAUGAAGCUCUUCAAACAGCCCACGCGAAGAAAACCAAUGACGAAGAGAGAUUGAAAAAUGAACUCGAGUUGGCUCAAUCAGAAUUACGGGCUGUCAAGAAUGCGUCUCAAGAUACCAAGAAGCUCCACGACGAGGCGUGUCUCCAAGUCGAAGAGUUACAGGGAGAUAAUCGGUCACUGCUUGCAAGAGUCGCAUCGUUAAGGGAACAGCUCCUUGCUCAUAGAGAUCGAAACAAGUCGCUCUAUGGCUACCACUCAAAGUUCAAAAAGGAGAUUGCCGAAUUGUCUUUACAGAAUCAAGAUAUGAAGCGUGAAGCGUUGAAGCAACAAUCAUACAAUGAACUCUUGAAGAAUCGUGAGCAGCAACUCGUCAAUCAAUUGGAGGAGCUACGAGCCGAGAUGCACCGUUAUAAGAAUGAACACUGGGAUAUCGUCAAUACACAGCAACAACAAUACCAACGUUUAUUACAAGAGAAAACGACGAUUGAACAAGAGCGUGAUGAUUUGCGUGUCAACCAUGCCAACCUAUCUUCCCAAUUGGGUGAAUCGCAGAUGCAAAAUGAAAUGAUGAUGAGACAAUUGGAGACGACCCAAGACGAACGUGAUCGACUCAAAAAGCACGUGGAGGAUACAAAGAGCACGUUUCAAUCUUCCAUCAGAUCUCUUGAGCAACAACGUGAGAUGGAAUUGAAGGACCUUGAGAAAGCACGUGAUGCAUUGAAGGAGCAGCAAACGGCAGAGAAAGCGAUCUUGGAAGAGAACCAAUCCCUCAAAGCAGAGUUGAUUCAAUGUCGCAAACGAUUGUUACCACUCAGCGGCGAUGAUGCCUCUUCACCUCAAGAUCAACAGCAGCUACUUGAUGAAUUGAUUCAGCUACGCAAAGAGCACACCAAAUUGUCAUUUGAGACCAAGAGUCUCCAAGGCGACAACCAGAGAUGGGUGGAGGCAUAUGAUAAAAUCAGCCAAGAUUACAACGACGUCAGCUCGAACAAUGAACGCCUGCGAGGUGAAUUGAGCGCCUUACGAGAACAACUUCGACAAACGGGUGAAUCAGAUGCUCAUUUAGCACAAGAGGUUGAAUGGCUCAAAUCACAACUCAAUGAAGUGGCACAACAAAAAGAAACGCUCGACAUAUCACUUCGCAAUGCCACCUAUCAGCUCAAGUACCUAUUGCGCGAUGCACAAAGCCGUAAUCAAUACCUUCCUCCUGGAUUCGAUGACAGCAGCAGCAUCACCGAUUAUACGUCAACCACACCCAGCGUUUCCCAUGAGCGCACAGUAUUCCAUGACGUUGAUGAAUUAUUCAAAAAGAACCAGGAGUUGCUUUUGGAUGUCACUCGCCUUCGAAAGGAACUCGAGCGUCUUUCAACAGAAUCGGAUCGCAUCAAAAAUGAGCAUCAACAGCUUGCCAUCAACUAUCAACAUGACACUCAGCAAGCGAGCAGCAAGAUCACAGAAUUGGAAGGACAUGCUCAUAAUUUACAAUCCAGUCUCGAUAAGGCCAUCAAGGACAAUCAUUUGUAUAAGCAAAUGAUCCAAGAUCAUUUACGAGAUCCACAUCAUGCCAACCAUAUUGACGCUGAUGCUCUUUUGCACGACUACAAGGAAAAGCUUGAGGAAUAUGAGCGUGAGAGAGAAGAGCAGAAUCACGCAAUGGAGGCAGAGAUAGCCACGCUUAAGGAGGAAUUGAAGCAAAAUCGACAAUCGGUGAUUACCGCCACCUCAGAUCGUCAGCAAGCGGAAGUUCGGGAGAAGGGAUUGAUGAAGACAUGUGGGCAAUUGAAGGAAGCGCUCAAUUCAUCCCAAUUGGAGUUGGUACAACAAAAGCAGCAAGUGAAUGUCUUGACGCAGCAAUUGAAUGAUCAACAAAAGACAUUAAAAGAGAUUCAUGCAGAGUAUUUGUCUGCCAAAGAGGAGUCAGCACAAAAGAAUCUUGAGCUUGCCAACAUCAACACACAACUUGCAUACGUCCAACAACUCCAUCAGAAGCGAGAGAAUGAUUAUACAGUGCUGCAAGAAAAUCACAAUCAGCUCCAGUCCCUUUACAGAGAGCUUCAGCUUCAACAGGAUGAUAGUCAUGAUACUCAACUUGAACACAUGGAAAGUCUUCGCACCCAAACGGAACGUCAAAGACGGGAGAUAAGUUCACUCAAGGAGGAGCUACGAUUGGCAGAGGAAGAACUUCGCACCAUGACGAAUGUACAUAUGGAACGAGAAAAAUCGACCAUUGAGAAUCUACGCAAUGAACUCAAGCGCUUGAAAUUGCAGUAUGAGGAAACGCAAGCCGAGCUUAUGCAACUUAGAGCAAAGAUGGCAGAUCAAGAGACCAUGGAGCCUACCACACGACCACCCUCCUCCUCCUCUGCUGGCAAUGAAGAUGAUAUCCAAGUGUUGCGAGAACGAACGCAUGAUUAUGAGCAACGUUACAUUCAUAUCAAUGACCGCAUUGUGAAGAUGAAAGCCGACUACGAUGCGUUAUUGGAUGAUUUGCGGGGCAAGCUUCAUGAUGCAAAGAUGGAUGCUCAGCAACGAGAGAGCAAGUUGAAGGAAUCAGAAGCCGUGAUUGAGGAGAAUGAAAUGUUGAAGCAAUCCCAAUUUGAGGCCGAGCAACGCUGGACAAAGGAGCUUGAAGAAAUGAAAACACAAGUGGAAUCUUUGCAGAGUGACAAGCAGACCUUGGAGGUGGAACUCGCUUCGUUGCGUAACAAGAUGGAGCUUGCUGAACGUCAAUACCAAACAUUGCAAUCUGACUAUGAACGUGAACGAGCAGCACACCUCAAAGAUACCAAGACUAUCGAGAGUUUGCAAGUCCAAGUACGCACCUUGAAUGGUUCACUUUCUGAAGCCCGCGUGAUCAUUUUCAAGACCGAAGGUCGCUUAAGAAAACUGGAAUUGCAAUGGACAAGCGAAAAGGAAGAAUGGGCCAAGAUGGAAGUAUCCUUGAGAUCCGAACUUGAUACGAGCCGACACCAAUUACUCAAGAUCACCCAACUUCAUGAUCAAUUACUUGCCACGAUCACCAAGGAGACCGGUCACCAUGGCGGCUCGGCGUUAUCGGAUUUGUCCAACAAGGCGGUGACGGAGCUUCGUUCCAGCAUGGAUGGCAUUGUGCAAGAAAACGAUCGAUUGUAUGCCCAAUACAAGCAAGCCUUAGUUACCAGUGAGGAGCAUCAAAAACAACUUCAAGUCGUGGUGGCUAAGUUGGAAUUGACCGAGGCUCAAGUGCAUCAAUUACAAAAGACCAAUUUGGAACUUGAGGAAAAGUAUGCUGCUACCAUGGCGAAUGCAACAAGCACAUUGGAUGCUACUACUGCUACUACGAGCCAGUAUGUCAUUCCUGCAUCUCUUGAAAAGAAGCUUUCGGAAGCAGAGAGUGCCAAGCAUGACCUUGAGAAGCAACUUGUCACAGCAAAAGAGGAAUUGGCGAAGGCAUCAGACCGUAUCCAAUCGCUUGAGAAGCAAAUCAAUGAAUCCAUUGCCACCACGGAUCUUCUUGCCAAAGCCAAACAAGAAUGGAACAUCCGCACUUCGCAGAUCCUUAACAAGUAUAAUAAAGCGGAUCCCACCGAAGUUCAAAUGCUCAAAGAUGAACAAGCCAAGUUACAAAGCCAAAUUUUGAACAUGGAGCAAGAGAAGACGAUUUCAGCCAACAAGAUAGCGGAAUUAGAAGCAAAGGUGAAAAAUGCGGAUGAAACGGCCAUCAAGUACCAACGUGCAGCUGCUGGAUUUAAGAGACGUUGGGAAAGUGCACAAGCCGAUCUUAAGAAAUUGGAAGGAGACAAGAGCUCGGAUGCACCUGAAAAGCAAGCCAUGGAAGAAAAGUUGAAAAAGUUGACCCAAGAAAGCGAGCAAUUGCAACGUUCGAAUACCAAGUUGAACAAGGACUUGACUGAUUUACGGGCAAAGCAUAAAUCACUUAUGGAGCGUGCCAAGAAAGAGAUCGCUGAAAAGAAGAAGGCAUCGGAGGAAUUGGAAAAGGCACAGAAUGAAAUGCAAGAGAUUAAAAAGCAGAUGGAUGAAGCAAAAACCCAAGUGGAGAAUGUACAAAAGCAACUGGAGCUUGAACAAGGUCGAUCCAAGGUGAUGCAAUCCAUGUCCAACAAGAAAAUUGCCAAGCUUCAAGAUGAACUGGAUGCGCUUGCCCCACACAAAAGAGCUAGAGAAGAUGACAAUGUUGAACAACCUGCUGCCAAAAGAUAA